Messenger RNA from Cryptomeria japonica (Japanese cedar), 564 nucleotides. RefSeq names its product aspartic proteinase nepenthesin-2-like. The record is from RefSeq and is a predicted model, not a curated record. The coding region runs from base 1 to 564 and encodes 187 amino acids. Lineage: Eukaryota; Viridiplantae; Streptophyta; Pinopsida; Cupressales; Cupressaceae. Gene Ontology annotation, cellular component: extracellular region. The transcript has 2 exons.
AUGGCGAGCCCCACUAAACCUGCCUGUAGUGAAGAAGUGCACGGAGGUCCCCAUUUAGAAAGGAAUUCUUCCAUUGGCAGGCUAAAAAGAAUGGAAGCCUCAAUCAAAGCUGUGCAAACCCACGUCGGUGGUGCUUUCUCUUCUUUGACCAGCCGGGACAGAGCACAGAUAAUGAGCAUUGGCAUCAGAACGCCAACAAGAACUUUUAAAGGACUAGUGGACACGGCGAGCGAUCUGAUUUGGUUUUAUUGCGAUCCCUUCAAUCAUUUCCAUAUUUACCCUACGUUCUAUCAGUCAGAUUCCUCCACUUAUGAACGGGUUCCCUGUUCUUCUUCUUUCUGCUCUGCCCUUGGCAAUUCAACCUGUGCGCCUGACUGUCGAUAUUCUCAUUUAUACAGCCAAAGCUGGAUCACGCGGGGAGACUUGUCAUUUGAGACGUUCAACGUGGGUAAUCAUUCCUUUGGCGGAGUAGCCUUUGGGUGCAGCAAUGAGACAUACGGAGAUGGUUUGGUCAUAGCCGACGGCGUGUUGGGGCUCGGCCGAGGAAAGUUAUCUCUUAUCUGA